CUUCCUGCCACAACCGCUACGGUAAACCCGGAGAAGGAAAUGCACGCCAAAUCAAGGCGAUAUGUGUUGUCAUCAAAGCAUAUGCCAGCGGUACACGGGUCCCGCAGCAGCAGCCCGAUGAUAUAGGAUGAUCUCAACGAAGCACUAGCAUUUUGCAAAGUCUUCGGAUCUUACGAAGGUCACAGUCAUCUCACUAUUGAUACUGUGCCAUUCACUGCCAUACGAAGUUUAAAUUUUCUGAAACUAUCCGCCUCUGAUGCGCAGGCAAGCACUGCUACACAAUUGCACCUGAUGACAGCCGGAGUGGAGUGCUCAUACGGCGCAUUCCUCGCCGAUGAGCUAAGCUCGAGACGUCCAGUGAGUGCUUAGUUUUCCUCCCAUGUCAAGCUACUCUUUGGUCAUAGCCUCAUAAGUAGAUUACCUCCGCGGCUGCGCCGGAGACUGCCACAAUAAGCCUCAAAGAUAUCACUAAUUCUCGCUCGUCGCCAAGGCGCGGAAAAAAAAACGACUUUUCUCCGCCGUCCCAUACUGUUGUGGUCGGUGUCAGAGUACGUCAGUAGAGUAAAGAUCCUGAUUAUCACGAGCAUUGAGCACGACGCUAUAGCAGACUUGAGCUUGAAGACUUGCCAAUAUAGGAGUUUACGUAAUGUGCUUUGAUGCGCACCUCGUCGCUCUGUUGUUGACGACGUCGUCAUCGACUUCUUGUCCGCAACCUCCAUCUUGUCCCGUGGCAAGUUGGCAAGUUGGCAAAAACUCGCCAGUAAACGGCCAUGUCUUAUCGACGCUCCCUCUUUCUUGCUUUGACUGUGCUCACAGUCUCCUGGUCUUCCUGGAUCUUGUUCUGCGCCACUUCACUCGGGUUCGGCAUGUCUGAGGCUGCUUUGGAACUGCUAGGCGACACACUUUCCUUGGUUGGAAUACCCCUGCGCGACGGUCACGGUAAUCCUGCGGAAUCACCUCGUUUUUCUCAUGUGCCAAUGCCAGGUGGACACACACUGCCUUCCCAGGCCCCUUCAGCCGGCGACGCCACUUUGCCAACAUUCUCUGAAAUCUUCGUUGUCUCGCUGUCCGCGCGCGCUGAUAGACGGGCCACCAUGGAACGGAUUCGUAGCGCCGUUCCUCUGCUCAACUUCUCGUACUUCGACGCGACGCCAGCCGACGACUCGCGGAUUUCCGCGAUCUACGACCGCAUCAAACAGACGAGAGAGGCCUAUGGGACGUCAUCACGCACCGAUGCUACCUUCGAGUGGCCUAGAGACGUCUCGGCUCCCUCUCGCAGUCCGCUGGGACAGACUGGCGCAGAUCUUUGGACCACGGCCGCGUUAACUACUGAGACUUCCGCAUUCUCCACGGCUACACGCUCCGGAAAUUACGGCACCAUUCUGGACCCGUUCCCCCGAACCGAGCCUUUGACCUGUGCGAGCCAAAACUACGUCAGCGGUCCGCCUUACAGCCUGGCGUUGCCCCCGUACCAGCUUUUGACACGUUCGAAAGUCGCUUGCUGGCAUUCUCAUGUCGAGGUACUCCGUGCGAUUGCUGGACGUCACGAUGGCGAGAAUGCGGACACCGAGGUCUCGCUAAUCUUGGAAGAUGAUAUUGACGUGGAACGGGACGUGCAGAAGAGACUGCAGAGUGUAUGGGGUGCGAUGCCGGAACGGUGGGACAUGCUAUUCCUUGAUGCCGCGAAUGAAGAACUCGAGGCUCUGGCAUGCCCAGGCUACCCCAUGGUUUUUCCCGUUAUAGACAGCGGCGGUCCCGUGCGAUUACCAGAGCAUGGCCCUGCGUACACAGAGAACGAACUUUGUAUCACGAUCGCGCUCGAUUGCGACCACGAACCUCCUACCGGCGCAGUGGCUUAUGGCGCGCGGCACCCGUAUCAUUCAGAAAUGCACUCCGAGGCCGGUGCUUGA
This is a messenger RNA of Phanerochaete carnosa HHB-10118-sp, 1910 nucleotides long. RefSeq lists its product as uncharacterized. The coding region runs from base 771 to 1910 and encodes 379 amino acids. NCBI's taxonomy places the organism in Eukaryota, Fungi, Basidiomycota, Agaricomycetes, Polyporales, Phanerochaetaceae. The record is from RefSeq and is a predicted model, not a curated record. The transcript is spliced from 2 exons.